Messenger RNA from Bombus pascuorum, 1128 nucleotides. RefSeq names its product argininosuccinate synthase (gene Ass). Gene Ontology annotation, molecular function: ATP binding; argininosuccinate synthase activity. Lineage: Eukaryota; Metazoa; Arthropoda; Insecta; Hymenoptera; Apidae. Gene Ontology annotation, cellular component: cytoplasm. The record is from RefSeq and is a predicted model, not a curated record. Gene Ontology annotation, biological process: L-arginine biosynthetic process; urea cycle.
AUGAUUAAAUCUGUUGGCAAUAUCGAUGCUAAUCGUACGGAGAUGCUUAAUGAAUUUGAAAAAAUACCUGAAUCAACAAAGAAAGUCGGUUUAGCAUAUAACAAUGGUUUGGAUAUGCUAUUGUGAUGGAAAGAAAAAGGAUAUCGAGUUAUCGCUUAUUUUGUAAAUAUUGGACAAGAGAAAGAUUUCAAUACCGCUAGAAAGAAGGUAUUACGAUAAAUUGCUACCUUGAAGGUCAUGAUAGAAGAUCUCAGAGACGUUUUUCUGUCUUCGUUUGUGUGGCCGGCUAUUGUAUGUGGACUACUUUACAGGUAUAAACACCUUUUAGGCACAACAAUCGCUCGGCCAUGCAUUAACAAAGCUCUGACAAGAAUUGCAAAAUCUGAAAAUGCAUUUAUAAUCGGUCGUAAUGCGACAGGAAAAGACUACAACCUCUAUCCCGACAUCCAGGUACUGUAUCCAGACUUUUAUACAAAGUUUUUUUUAACAGAUUUGUUAAAGCAUGCACAACAAAACGGAAUACCCAUUUCAGUAAAUAAAAAAAUAUUAAAGUAAAUAAAAGAAUCGUGGAGCUCUGACGCAAAUCUAUCGCAUAUUAGUUACGAAUCGGGUAUUUUAGAAAAUUCUGAUACAUUAGCCGGAAAACAAAUAUAUAAAAUGGGCGAUGAACCAUUAAAUUCUUCGACGGAACCAGAAGAAAUUAAAGUUAAUUCUGACCAGGAGUAUCAUCCAUCGUAUGUCAGAAAAUUAAAGAACAACGAGAUAUUUCUUAUCCCGCUCAAAAUAAUACAAUGUUUAAAUUAAAUCGAUGAUAUACGUGAUAUAGGACGUAUUGACAUUGUUAAGAAACGUUUUAUUAACUUGUAAUCCAGGGAAACUUCAAAAUCACGAUAAGCUAAGAGUCAAUAUGAAGCACAUCAAGAGUUGGAAAUGUUUGUAUUGUUAUAUUACAUGAAAUCUUAUUUGACUAACAAAAUGACUGAUUAUGUUUAUAAAGGUGAAACAACGCUGUAGGCGAUUAUACAAAAUAAUGGUUUCGUAAAUGGUUAAUAAAAUGGUUAGUAUUGCUCAACGAGUGCUCUAAUUUGCUCUUUGGUAUUAGCAAAAUAAAUUUUAAGCAAACUCCUA